CAUUUUUUACGUAAUAUUUUAAAAGUUUGACGGCGUUAAUUAAGUUAGCACUUUUGUGGAAAAAAUACUCUCGUACACCUAAAAUGAGUAAACAUAUCGGCUUCAAUUACAACUCGCAUUACAUAUCGAAGCAUGACGACUCCUAUUUUGAAGAAAAAGAAGAAGUAUCUGAUUACGUAAGAAAUGAAAGAAGAUGUCUGGCACGAAACGCAGGACGCGAAAAUGUUCAAAAAGGGAACAUCUGGUCUUGUGGAUUUGGGUUUUUCCCUGAUCAAAAACCAGCACUGACAGAGGGCAAAUCGUGUAAAACUAUCGCCACGAAAGACGACAGUGAGUCUGCUGUAAUUGGAGCGAGGUACGAAAGUCGAGAUGUAAGACCUAAAGAAGGAAAAGCGGAAAGUGACAGCGAUGAAGAAGCAGACGUUUGCCUACCAAAUCCGGAGAGACCAGGACUUAAAUAUAAACGAACAAGGAAACGAAAUGUUACAUACAAAGAAGGCGACCACGUGUCUGAGUCUUCAUUCGGAGUUGGCUUGAACUGGUAACAAGUUCUGUAGCAAUUCUUGAACCAGAUACAGUAACUAUAAUCAUGUCACAAAUUUCAAAAAAUAUAAUAAAUGAGUGAAAAAAUAGACUAUAAAAAGAUUGAUAAAAAGGUUCAAAAUGCACUUCACUAAAAUAAAUUUUAGUGUGAAACAAUUUUAAUAAGUUUAAUGGAUAGUUAAAACGUGAAUUGACCUGCUAUUUUCAGUUAAAAUAAAACUUUUCUUAAGCA
Ruditapes philippinarum (Manila clam) is the source of this 775-nucleotide messenger RNA. RefSeq lists its product as uncharacterized. The record is from RefSeq and is a predicted model, not a curated record. NCBI's taxonomy places the organism in Eukaryota, Metazoa, Mollusca, Bivalvia, Venerida, Veneridae. The transcript has 2 exons. Bases 84 to 545 code for a protein of 153 amino acids.